CGUCUGCGGCGGGGUCGAGGGAUAGAUUUAUAUCCGCCCGAUCAGCUGACGGUCUGCAGUGCAGCCUGCGGAGUGCAGCGGCGCCAUGUACGCUCUCGCCCUCUUCGCCAGCCUUCUGGUCACCGCUCUGACCACCCCUGUCCAAGACCCGAAGAUAUGUGCUGGGGGCUCAGGCGUGCUGUGCAGAGACCUGAAGACGGCGGUGGAUUGCGGGGCCUUGAAACACUGCCAGCAGAUGGUGUGGAGCAAGCCCACAGCGAAAUCCCUUCCAUGUGACAUAUGCAAAACUGUUGUCACUGAAGCUGGGAACUUGCUGAAAAACAAUGCCACCCAGGACAAGAUCCUUCGUUACCUGGAGAAGACCUGUGAGUGGAUUCACGAGUCCAGCCUGUCGAACUCAUGCAAGGAGGCGGUGGAUUCUUACCUGCCUGUCAUCCUGGACAUGAUUAAGGGGGAGAUGAGCAACCCCGGGGAAGUGUGCUCUGCGCUCAGCCUCUGCCAGUCUCUCCAGAAGCACUUGGCUGAGCAAAACUACCAGAAACAGCUUGAGUCCAACAAGAUCCCGGAAGUAGACAUGGCCAGUGUGGUUGCCCCCUUCAUGGCCAAUGUCCCCCUCCUGCUGUACCCUCAGGACCGCCCCCGCAGCCAGCCACAAUCCAAGGUGAAUGACGAUGUCUGCCAGGACUGUGUGAAGAUGGUGACUGACAUCCAGACUGCUGUGAGGACCAACUCCACCUUUGUCCAGGGCUUCGUGGAGCACGUCAAGGAGGAGUGUGACCGCCUGGGGCCCGGCAUGGCUGACAUGUGCAAGAACUACGUGGACCAGUACUCUCAAGUGGCCGUCCAGAUGAUGAUGCACAUGCAACCCAAGGAAAUCUGUGCUCUGGUUGGCUUCUGUGAUGAGGUCAAGAAAGUACCAAUGAAGACCCUGGUCCCUGCCAGUGAGGCCAUCAAGAACAUCUUCCCUGGCCUGGAACUCACCGACUCCUCCUAUGAGGCCCAGAACAUUAUCUUCUGCCAGGCUUGCCAGUUUGUGAUGAAUAAGUUGUCCGAACUAAUUAUGAACAAGAACACUGAGGCACUAGUAAUUAAAGCUGUGGGCACAGCAUGCACACUGCUCCCCCCUCCUGCUUCGACCAAGUGCACCGAGAUGGUACAAACGUUCGGCCCCUCCCUGCUGGACAUCCUUUUCCAUCAGGUGAGCCCAGGCUUGUGUGGCAUGGUCCACCUCUGCUCCGGCAGCCCUGAUUCGGUGGAGACGCUUGAGCAACCUGCAUUACCCAUCGUUCCUGCAGUACCGAAACAGCCCGAGCUGCCCAGACAGCCUGCAUUGCGUGCGCAUGUGCCUCAGAAGACUGGUGGGUUCUGUGAGGUGUGCAAGAAACUGGUCAGCUAUUUGGAACACAACCUGGAGAAGAACAGCACCAAGGAGGAGAUACUGGCUGCCCUGGAGAAGGGCUGCAGCUUUCUGCCUGACCCCUACCAGAAGGAGUGUGACGACUUUGUGGCCGAGUAUGAGCCCGUGCUGGUGGAAAUUCUUGUGCAAGUGAUGGAUCCUUCCUUUGUGUGCUCGAAAAUCGGGGCUUGCCCUUCUGCCUCUAAGCUGCUGCUGGGAACUGAGAAGUGUGUCUGGGGUCCUAGCUACUGGUGUCAGAACAUGGAGACUGCAGCCCGGUGCAAUGCUGUCGACCAUUGCAAACGCCACGUGUGGAACUAGUUUUCCAGCUUGCAGAAGUUGCAGCCUACUUGUGGGUCUAGGAUAAUGAACACAGAUCUUUUCGACUUCCUUCUAAGUAGGACCCCUCCCCUCCCCUCCCCAUUUUGUCAUUCCCCCAUCUUGUAGCAUCGCUGUCGUGUAAGAGGUGCUGAUAGCCCCUGUCGGUGUCCCCUUUCUGCUGGAAGGAUGAGGACAUUAAGGGCGUCAGCCCUCCAGCUGCCCUUUCACCCACCUGCUGGAGGGGGUGGUGAGCCAGAGGGCAGGACUGUCUUCUGAGCCCUGACUUGGUGUACGGGGGUGGGGGCUUCUGUGGCCACCUUC
Molecule: messenger RNA, 2038 nt
Organism: Peromyscus eremicus (cactus mouse)
Lineage: Eukaryota; Metazoa; Chordata; Mammalia; Rodentia; Cricetidae
Gene: Psap
Product: prosaposin
Exons: 14
Coding region: 86-1717 (543 amino acids)
Biological process (GO): sphingolipid metabolic process
Cellular component (GO): lysosome
Source: RefSeq, a predicted model, not a curated record